Diutina rugosa is the source of this 1059-nucleotide messenger RNA. It is a transcript of the gene KIS1, whose product is annotated as Kis1p. Gene Ontology annotation, biological process: signal transduction. Lineage: Eukaryota; Fungi; Ascomycota; Pichiomycetes; Serinales; Debaryomycetaceae. The record is from RefSeq and is a predicted model, not a curated record. Gene Ontology annotation, molecular function: protein kinase binding. The transcript has a single exon. Gene Ontology annotation, cellular component: nucleotide-activated protein kinase complex; nucleus; cytoplasm. The coding region runs from base 1 to 1059 and encodes 352 amino acids.
AUGGGCGACACAAAGGAUGUGUCCAUGGUGGACAUUCAAAGCUCUGCUAACACUAUCCCAUCGGCGCCGCCGAGGCGGAAGCUGACGCUCAUUUUAACCGACGACAUCGACAUGGACCAAAUGAACCUUGACCGCGAACCCCAACAAUCAGCUCAGCCACAAGCACCAUCUACUCCGGCUCCCACCACUAAUGUGGGUGUUACCGGUACCAAUCAGAGCAACAAUGACGGUGACCAGGCAUCGAAACUAGAGCCUCCCGUGACCAUCCCGGUGGACAUCACUUGGGUCCAGGGCGGGGAAAAAGUUUACGUCACCGGGCUGUUCACCGAUUGGCGAAAGAUGAUUGGGCUCGUUAGACAGCCUGAUGGCAAGUUUAUGGUCACGUUGGGCCUUCCUGUGGGCACUCAUCGGUUCAGAUUUGUCGUGGACAAUGAAUUACGUUACCUGGAUUACUUGCCCACCGCUACCGAUCAAAUGGGUAACUUUGUCAACUAUAUCGAGGUGACUCAGGAUCACGUAUAUUCACAUUUAGCUCAGGAGCAGCCGGCGGAGGAGCCUUCGCAGCCUGACCCAACUGAGAGACGACCACUGGUUUCGACGAUCAGCCGCGGUAUGCUGCUGACGUGGGGGCUUACAAAUGAUGACGACGAUAUGGGCAAUGGGUUUUCUCGCUACCACGAUGGUGACACUUGUCUGGAAGUGGCCGGCGCGAACCGCAAACGAUCGUAUAUUCGAGACAUCCCGCCGAUUUUCUAUGACCCCAAAGUCAUGGAGCAGUACUAUGUCGCGAUCGACAAACAGCUGAAGCUGCAAAAUGGGCUGCAGCAAGCCUGGCUUCACCCGCCGCAAUUGCCGCCUCACCUUGAACACGUUAUCCUUAACCAAUUCAAUCAGAACGACCAUGAUAAUAAUCUGGGAGCGUUACCUAUUCCCAAUCAUGUGGUGCUUAACCACUUGGCUACGACGCUGAUUAAGCAUAACACUUUGGCAGUAGCGCUGGUGGUACGCUACGAACAAAAGUAUGUCACCCAAGUGUUAUAUGCGCCCUUACAGACUUAA